This is a messenger RNA of Drosophila ficusphila, 994 nucleotides long. RefSeq lists its product as uncharacterized. Bases 229 to 954 code for a protein of 241 amino acids. NCBI's taxonomy places the organism in Eukaryota, Metazoa, Arthropoda, Insecta, Diptera, Drosophilidae. The transcript has 3 exons. The record is from RefSeq and is a predicted model, not a curated record.
AGAAAUUUACAUGCUACAGCAAUCAGAGUUGGCCGUGCUGACAACCGAUGGCCAAGCGGAGGGGAAAAAGCCCAGAGACCACCAACAAUGGGCACUUGUUAAAAGCAGACUUUACAGCCAACCGCUAAUCAGUGCAAUCAACAGAGCACUUGAGCUAAUAAGCCGCCAAAGCGGACCGUUCGCUUUUGGGCCUCAAUUCAGUUACCAACGAAACGUUCUGCCGUCAGCAUGAGGCUCUCCCCAACUUGCCACUUCAACCUACUGGUUUUCUGCCUCCUCCUCCUGACAGCAGUUGCACAUUCGGUGGUGCAAGGUGUUCAAUCCGAGGUGCUUGCCCCCUCAUCGCCCGGUGCAAAUGCCACACGGGCGGUGGCGAAAGUUCUGCGCCGUCAAAAGCGAUAUCUGGCAUUUCCGGAGGGCUCUUCGGUUUCGGGAGCCAUUUGCAUGACGAUCGGCAUGAUUGGCAACCCCGAUGUGGACUACCUCAGUUGGGCGGUUAAUUGGGGCGUGGCCUACGAUCUGCCCAACCACCAGUGGGUCAUCCAGCACGCCCACGGACUGAACGCCACUUUGGCUAAGGACACCAUCAAGCGGCGCUCCAGGAGAGCCUUCUACGACGAGGUGCAGUCUCUUUUUAACAACAUGGGAUUUAAUGGUCGCUCUUGCGUGGCUCGUGCUCUUUGUGAGAGUGCCAGAUACAUGCUUCCCUCCAAUCAACGUGGUAAUAUGUUACAGGAAUUGGUCAGAACUGUCUUUAGUUUGCCACCAAGUCCAGUGGCUUCCCAUGAACCACAGGCCCAUCAUAAUUACGAUCAUAUAUACCGCCGAUCAAAGAGGAACUCACGUGAAUGCCACGAUAUAUAUCCAGGAUGCCAGUUUUCUCUUUUGGCAUUGGCUUUGGGAAAAUAUAUGGCAGCAACUACCACAAAGUUUAGUUCAUUCAACUAUAUGUGACAACCUUGAAAAUUCGAUAAAAUAAAAUAUAAUGCAUUGA